This is a messenger RNA of Verticillium nonalfalfae, 630 nucleotides long. It is a transcript of the gene FRR4, whose product is annotated as Mitochondrial chaperone Frataxin. Bases 1 to 630 code for a protein of 209 amino acids. Gene Ontology annotation, cellular component: mitochondrion. The record is from RefSeq and is a predicted model, not a curated record. The transcript is spliced from 2 exons. Gene Ontology annotation, biological process: intracellular iron ion homeostasis; iron incorporation into metallo-sulfur cluster. NCBI's taxonomy places the organism in Eukaryota, Fungi, Ascomycota, Sordariomycetes, Glomerellales, Plectosphaerellaceae. Gene Ontology annotation, molecular function: ferrous iron binding; iron chaperone activity; ferric iron binding.
AUGGCUCCCUCCAGUCUCGCUUCGGUCCCCAGAGCUGCCGCUCGUGGCUUCCGCAGCUCGUCUAUUGCGCAGACUGCCGCCCGCCGUCCCCUCUUCUCCAUGUCUGCCCGCAAUGCUUUCUUCGCCCGUCCGACCGCCGCCCGCAGGCUCUUCACGACCUCUUCUUCCAUGACCCGCGGUAUCAUGCCUGAGACCAGCGAACCCCAUGGCAAGGACACCACCGUCCCCGAGACGCCCGUCACUGUGAACGUCGCCGAGCUCACGGACGCCGAGUACCACGAGCUGGCCGACCGGUACAUGGACGUUGUCGUCUCCAAGCUCGAGGAGUUGGCCGAGACCCGCGAGGGAUUCGAUGUUGAGUAUUCGGCGGGUGUCUUGACCCUCAACACCCCGGAGCACGGUACCUACGUCAUCAACAAGCAGCCCCCCAACAAGCAGAUCUGGCUCUCCUCGCCGCUCUCCGGCCCGAAGCGCUACGACUGGGCCAUCCUCGGCGAGGGACAGGCCGAGAAGGAGGGCACCGGUGCCGGCAACUGGAUAUACAUGCGUGACGGCUCUACCCUCGGCGAUAUCUUUUUGAAGGAGCUCGAUGUGGAUUUCAGCUUUGCCCCUUCGACAUAUGGGCAGUGA